AUGUACUACAACACCACGGCUCUGAUGAAACACACCAAACACACGAAACACACUGUUGCGACGGGCAACCACAGCCCGAGAGCCACGGGAGGGUCUACGCCGAGGCCGAAUCCUGCACCCAGCUUGCCCGAUUCAGGGCCCAAUUGCCAAAUUGCCAAACUGCCAGUUUGUCCAGAUGAGACUCAGAGUCGGCAAAGACAUUCAACAACAGUUCCUGCUCGAAGAUGCUGUCCGCGCCCGCUUGCUGCGUCCCCCACGUCUCCCACUGUCGACAAAGUUAAGGGUCCCCCGCCCUCUUGGCCCAACAUUGCUCUCUCUCUCCGUCUCCGUCUCCGUCUCCGUCUCCAUCUCCGUCUCUGUCUCUGUCUGUUCGCCCGCUCAACCAUGGAUCAGGCGUCAUCCAUCCCCCGCCCGUCUGGCAUUCCCAGACCAGCAUCGUCUCGUCUCCCAGUGCUCAGACCGUCAGGCAGCCAGUCGCAACUCCGUACGCCAGCCUCGACCGAUAGGCUUCGUGCCGCAGCCUCCACCGAACAGCUGCGCAAGAAGCCCUCCAUCUCGUCCAUAAGCCGGCCCCCUCCGCCAGCAACGACACUGCAAAAGAAGCCAUCGAGAGCCUCCCUGGUGCGCUCCAACACUCCAUCGACCUCUGCGCCCACCAAUCCCUCCUCCAACAGGGCGUCCAUCAUAUCCUCACGGCGAACGAGUGGGAUCCCCAGCUUUGGCCAGCCACGAACGACUACCCCAAGCUCGACUCCAGCAAACGAAGCUCCGGCCUUUAGGCGACCCUAUGUCCGUCCCUCGUCGCGUCAAUCCAAGGCGCCUUCCCUGUCGACGCGUUCGUCGAGUAUCACCAGGGAGGACGAUACAUUGGGAAAUCUGAAUGGCUUUAGAUCAGCCUCACGAGCAUCUUCAAGAGCAGAUUCAAGGACUGGCUUCCGGGACAACGAGCCAGAUUCGGCAUCCGAAGACGUGUUGGAGCAGUCGCCGGAGCUGCAAACAUCGCCAAAGAAGAAGUCACGGCCGUCGCUUUCGGAAAGAACGGUAGAGAGCCUGUCGCAGCUUCCCUCGUCUCCAGCAGCAAGCAAGACACGGCGAAGAUCCAGCUUCUUCGGUGCAGACAAUUCCAUGGGUCCGCCUCUGCGGCCUGCCUCAGCCCUGUCAAGCAACGGCAGCAGGCCAACGACCAGCGACGGCCCACCGCAACCUAUACCAGGCACCCCAAAGCGAUUCGCAGCUGCAUCGAGUAGGAUGUCUAUGACUGCGCCUGGCAAGCGAACAGUCAGCGCAAGUGUGGCUACACCCACAGCGACGCCUAGCAGGACACCUAUGAUAUCACGCCCAGCAUCAACCAUCAAAAAGCCGCUUUCUCUUAUCCAAAAUGGGCAGAAUACACCAAAACCACGGCCGUUAUCAGAAAGCAAAAGUCUCACUUUGCGGAUGCCAAAGGCGAGACCCUCGCUGAGUGGUGUUUUUGGUCAAGCCGUCUCAUCUCCGGGCACCUCGGGAGCUGCUCCCGCAACGCCUUCUCUGAAAACAAAUUCGCAGCCCAAGCAGACGCCAGAUACCAGCAGAAGAGUAUCGACGUCUUCCUCAACUCUGCGUAAUCAUAUAGCGAAAGCCAAAGCUGCACAAAUGCCAGAUCUCGAAACAGUCGCGCAGUCCCCUCCAAAGAAUACAAAAUCUUCGAAUGCGUUGCGAGAACAGAUUGCAAAGGCAAGAGAGGCCGCACGACGGGGAAAGGCAGAACCGCCCCGGACAAGCACACCGCCUAGAGACGCUAUAGUACCUGACCCCGCUGAAAUCGCCAGUUUCGACUUUGGGCUCGACGACCCCUUUAAUCGGGCCAGCAAGGGUGGCAAGUCUGUAAUGCGCAAGCGGAUCGAUGGUGCUCGAGCAGACGGACGCCUGAAUCUUGCAGCGAUGGGUCUAAAAGCAGUUCCUGACGACGUGCUCAGCAUGUACAAAUAUAACCCAAACGAUACAACCGUGACAUGGGGCGAAGUUGUUGACCUUGGUGUGAUGAUUCUAGCAGAUAACGAAUUGGAGACCUUGCCAGAUGCCAUGUUUCCCGAUGUUGAUGCUGAAGAAAUGAUUGAUUCAGAUGAAGCAGGACCUCAAUUUGGUGGGCUUCAUACCAUGGAUCUGCAUGGCAAUGUGCUACGAGAGCUACCAGCUGGCAUGGGAAGACUUUCGUUACUUUCCAAGCUGAACUUGUCCAGAAACAAGUUGCGUAACGACGUUUUUGAUAUCGUAUCUCGAAUACACGGCAUCCGUGAACUCAAGCUGGCCGAAAAUGACUUGCAAGGUGACUUGCCAGCAUCAAUUUGUCGUCUGUUAGAGCUGGAAGUCCUCGACGUUCAGUCCAACAAGAUUACGGAUAUACCUGGUGAAAUGGGUCAUCUGACACAUCUACGAACUAUAAAUAUCAGCGACAACCAGCUGAAGGCUAUACCAAUGGAGUUAUUCGAGUCACCUUCGCUCAUCGAGCUACAGGCUUCUAAGAACCGACUUGAAGGCACGCUUUUCGACAUUGCCGCAAUACCACAUUUACAAGAGCUAAAUGUAGCCAAUAACUCGAUCCGAUCGCUAUGUGAAGGCGAGUCUAUCGAACUACCUGCUAUCAAGAGUCUGAUCUUGUCAACGAAUCGUUUGACGUCGCUACCCAAAGUCUCGGCCUGGACGAAUCUUACCACGCUCCUUGUGGGUGAGAACAAGCUCGCAAAAUUGCCAGAGGGAUUUGUUGACCUGGAGCAACUCCGCACCGCCGAUUUUACGGCCAACGACAUCACUCAGCUGGACGAGAGGGUAGCACUUAUGAGUAACCUGAUGAACCUCACGCUGGCAGCUAAUCCGCUACAUGUGAAGAAGUUCCUUACCAUGAAUACUGAGGACAUCAAGCGAGACUUAGCAUCACGACUGCAACCUGCGGAUGCGGUUCUAGAGGAAGACGAGCAUCUCGGUUUUUCCAACGGAAUAGAAGAAGAGGCUGCUGUGUCUAAAUGGCAGCCUACACCCUCUGGUACACUCGAUCUGUCAGGUCAGGCCUUGUCUGAGAUUUCAGCAGAAACUGACUUGGCACCAUUUGUCGACGACAUCCGUCAGCUCUAUCUCCACCAAAACACGUUUACAAACAUUCCAACAACCCUCUCCCUCAUUACACACCUCACUGUCCUCGACCUGUCGAAGAACGCCCUUGAAAACGCCCUUACCAUCCCACUCUCCCUUCUCAAACUCCGCGAUCUCCGCCUUGCAUCCAACAAAAUCGCCACUCUCGAUUUCCUGACGACCCACCUCACAGCUCCCCUCCUCCAAACUCUCGAUGUAUCGCAUAAUCGGCUCUCUGGUGCCCUCCCCACUCUCACAAACACCUAUCCGGACCUGACGACACUUCUCGCAUCCGACAACAGCAUCGGCGAUAUUAGCGCCGACGCUCUCAAAGGCCUCAAAAUCGUAAACCUCAGCAACAACGAUAUUGAGCGUCUGGAGCCCCGCAUCGGUCUGCUACAAGGCACACUGACUAGCCUGGAUGUCGCAGGGAAUAAGUUCAGAGUGCCGAACUGGCAAGUCCUAGGUAAAGGAACCGACGCAGUGCUUACGUGGCUAAGGGAUAAGAUUCCCAGAGAGAGCUGGAAGAGCAGUGAUACCGAGUUCUUUGACGCUGAUGAUACUUUUUAG
Molecule: messenger RNA, 3675 nt
Organism: Plenodomus lingam JN3
Lineage: Eukaryota; Fungi; Ascomycota; Dothideomycetes; Pleosporales; Leptosphaeriaceae
Source: RefSeq, a predicted model, not a curated record